Messenger RNA from Cyphomyrmex costatus, 2074 nucleotides. RefSeq names its product probable replication factor C subunit 1. Bases 269 to 1636 code for a protein of 455 amino acids. The transcript is spliced from 2 exons. The record is from RefSeq and is a predicted model, not a curated record. Lineage: Eukaryota; Metazoa; Arthropoda; Insecta; Hymenoptera; Formicidae.
CGCUGCUCAUUCGCUCAUUGUCGACGUAGCCCGGUGGAUGGUGCCUCGAGUAAAGGAGAGUAGCACUCUAGCACUUGCGGGAAGGUUCCAGUCGUUCCUCGUGGCCAAUUCCGUCCAAGUCAUUGUUGCGGACUGUUCUUCGUAACUGCUUCGAGACACGACGGUGAGCGUGCUGCACGCGGUAUUGUGGUCCAGCUCGAACAGCUACGUUAUCAUUACCAUCCGGAGCAAGCCGGCGAGACAUUCGAGUCAGAGGUAAAUCUGCUAAAUGGCACGACGCAGGCAAGCGAAACAGGCGGCGACGGAAAGUGUCGUAACCGCCGCUGAUGGCAACGUGACUCCGCCGAAGAGGAGGAGAGUAGCCGCAAAAUCACCGACUGCGGACGAAUCGAAGCAGAUUAAGGGUAGAAGCCGGCAAGCGAAGGCGGAUGAGCAGAACAACGAGGUGGCUAGCAAGUCGGCGGGGAAGUCGCGCAGUAGGCAGAGAAAUGUCACUGAUGCUAUUGCCACCACGGCCGCUGCGAAAACCAGUACGAAGAGUAAAUCUAAAAAGCAAAUCGAUAAGGAGCCGGAAAAAACGACGACAGAGAAUGACAAUAAGGAGGUGGCUGAGAAAAGAACUCGUGGCAGCAAAGCUGCGGCUGCGGUGAAAAAGGCGGGAAAAAAAGUGACUGUGACGAAAUCGAAGGCUAAGGUACCAGCUGCCAGGAAGCAGACUAGGACAAAGGAUGCGGGAAACAGCGCUGAAGAUUUGGAAGGGAAAAAUACUGAUAACAAGAACAGAUCUAUUAAGAGGCCUCGUCAACGUCCUGUAAAGACGGUAGAAGAAAAUAAUGUGUCAGUACAGCCCACUACAAAGGUACCUAGGAAACGUAGGAAUGUGGAGGACACAAAUAAAGCUAUUUCGGAGGCACAGACUACUGUGGAGGAAGGAGAGGAGGAGAAGGACGAAGCGAAGACCAGUAAGAAACUUCGCGACAGACAAAGAAAAAUAGAAACUGUUGCAUCCAUUGUGACCUCUAAAGAAAGAUCUAGAAAGAAUCCUGUAGGAGAAAUUGUUAAAUCACCACCAAAGAAAACAGAAAAGAAGAAACCAAAUAGCAAGGCACAAAAUGCAGCAAUACUGGUAGAUAAUCCAAAAACAAAAAAUGUGAAAAAUACAAAAAAAGAGACUAUAAAAAAAGCUGCUUCUAAAAAAAAACUUAAUGCUGUAGUAGAAGAGACCAGUGACGAUCACGUAGGAGAAUUGAAUGAGGUAGAAGCAGCAACGUCUGAAGACUAUGUCAAAGAAAAUGGAGAAGUACAUAUGGCAGAGCCUAAACAAAAGAAAAGAAAUGUGGGGAAAGCAACUGCGACAGUGAACGGAAAGCAAAACGUCAAUGAAGCCAAAGGAAAACAGAAAAAAGGACAAGUUACUGUAUCUGUUGAUGAAAAAGCAAUACAGGCAGAGAAUGAGGCUAUUAAAAUGAAUGUAACAUUUGAAACUGAUGAAAAUGAUAUGAUUGUUUCCUCAAGUCAAGAUGACAACAUUUUAGAGAACAAAGAAGAAAAUGACAGUAAAGCAAAUUCAAUAAAAGGAGACGCUAUCACAGAUAUAUCAAAUAAUGAAAGGUCAGCAAGUUUUGUAUGCCUUUAAAAAAUACAAAACUAUUAAAAAAUUGAAUGGUAAGCCAAGAAUUAUUGGAACAAUAUUUUAUAUUUGACUAUUAGAGACGCACAUGAAGAACCUCGAUUAUAUCGAGAGAAUAAACGAAGGGAGGGGUACAAAUCCGAUACUUUAAUAUAUUUACUGCAACAUUUGCAGAGUAAAUAGGGUUGGAUCUUAGGUCUCCUUAACUCUUCACUGUAGUUACGACUUGAUUUCAGUAUCGGAUUUUAUCAAUCCUAGGAAUCCUUAAUGUUCUAAUAAAGUUUUUUUUCAAGAAAGAUGAGCAAAGGAAUAUUAUAAAUAUAUACACUAUAUCAAAAGUUUCGCACCAUCGUUUGUAUUGUUGUAUAAGAGUGUGAUGAAAAUGUUACCGGAUAAUAUUUCUGACAAAAUGUAUUUUUUUAAAGAUAUCUUAUUGAGAUUGUG